Messenger RNA from Ziziphus jujuba (common jujube), 328 nucleotides. RefSeq names its product dolichyl-diphosphooligosaccharide--protein glycosyltransferase subunit 4A-like. The record is from RefSeq and is a predicted model, not a curated record. NCBI's taxonomy places the organism in Eukaryota, Viridiplantae, Streptophyta, Magnoliopsida, Rosales, Rhamnaceae. Bases 1 to 114 code for a protein of 37 amino acids. The transcript has a single exon.
AUGAUUGAUGAUCAAGACCUCGGUUUUUUUGCCAAUUUUCUGGGUAUCUUCAUUUUUGUACUGGUAAUAGCAUAUCACUAUGUGGUAGCUGACCCGAAGUAUGAAGGCAACUAAGGAUUUUCCCAUAGUUCAAUGUAUCCGCUUUUAGGCUAUAGGAAUCUCAUGAUUUUGUAGGCUUAACUGUCUUGCAGAUGGAGACCUUUGAAUUUACUUGAAACCUUUCUCAUGCUAUAUGAAUGCUUUAUUUUCACAAUUAUUUCUUUUGAAACUUGAGAUCUUCAUAUGUUAAUUACAAAUUCUUGCAUAAGAUUUUAGACAGUUUGCAUCA